This is a messenger RNA of Synchiropus splendidus (mandarinfish), 1820 nucleotides long. RefSeq lists its product as uncharacterized. The record is from RefSeq and is a predicted model, not a curated record. Bases 1 to 1815 code for a protein of 604 amino acids. The transcript is spliced from 5 exons. NCBI's taxonomy places the organism in Eukaryota, Metazoa, Chordata, Actinopteri, Syngnathiformes, Callionymidae.
AUGCAGAGCAAUCAGAUUUCAGGGCUCAGCAGUCGGACCUCCUCCACAACAACCUUGGACAGAGAGCCAAGUGGAUCUACUGCGAGACCACAAAUUGCCCCUUCAUUCAAAAGGGGCUCUCUUUCAUGUGGGACGCCAAGUCACUGCGCAAGCUCAUUGGGCAGCCAGGAGUCCCUCCAAACUGGGUUUUGCUCUUCAGCAGAUCGCAGAGGAAGCUGGGAGAGAGCGCAUAUCGCAGAGGCCCCUAACAAGGUGCAGACUCAGUUCAGCAAUCUGUCCCCGGUGAAAAUCGGUUGGCUGCCAAUCCAAAGACGAGUGAUGAAGGUUUCCGGUGCCAGUGACCAAUCUUCGGAUGUCUCUCCUGGUCUGGUCAAACUGAAGCAACCCAUCACUCCUAUGAUACAAAUUGGGCGUGCAACAAACAGCAUAUGUCAAGGUACUGAGGUGGGGAGAAGUGACUCCAGACACGGCGCCACUAGUGGAAGGACAUGGCUGACACCGGAUCAAGGAUCUACUAUAGUUAAACAGGUGCCAGAGAAGCAAUGCUCUACUUAUCAUGAAGUCAACAAACCUGUGGGUUGGCAAGCUCUGAGGAGAGGCUUUAAAAUCAGCCGACAGCCAAGUGUCACAACAGCCAGUCCAGCUGCAGCGUCCAGUUUAGACCAGCAGAAGGAGCGUCAGUGUACAGACGAACCCAACAAGUCCCCUGCCCUCCUGCAGUCACCAGUUAGUCCAGUGUCACAGACAUCUCUCCGCAGUGGUCAGCCGUUAAGAGCUACGGGUCCAGUUUGUGUGUCCAACAGCGGCUCAGCUGUGACUACCAUUGUACCCCAACGCAAAGGCAGUUUCUCCUCCAUCACCAUUAGUUCAAGAAAGGUCAGCCGAUCAGCCAGUCUACCUGGAUCGGACAGCUCUUGCUAUAAAAACUCAGAUUCUAAUUCCCAGAAGUUCACCAUGCAGAGAAAUGCUACCAUAGUUAAAGUGACGGAGCAAAGGACCAUUGAGGAAAGAGUUCCACCACUGAAUUCUUUGGACACAGUGGUUCAGAGAAGAAAGGCAACUAUAAUCAAAGUGACCGAGCACAGGGAAAGCUACAGUCCAGCCAGCGGUAGAAAUGGUACCAGGCACCCUGCCUACAGACACAGCUAUACAGAAGGCAGCCACAACAAUAUACAGAGUAAUGCUGCAGUACCGUAUCACAGAGUGGACUUCUCAGAGAAGUCAAGCGACUCUGUAGCACCAUACUCCCCAGGGCUGGUAAAAAACAGUGACCGACUGCACACAUCCACCAUCAGUGUUUUUGUCAACAACCCUCCGGCAAUCGCUGCACCAGUAAGAGAAGUCACUCCAAGCCCAAUGAGAUCAGCAAGACCUGCUAGCUGCUACGGCAGUGUGUUGGAGCCACAAACCGAGCAUGGUAAACAUCCUCUUGUCAGGAAAUGGAGCUUUGAAGCCCCUGAAGUUACAAGCAAUCCUGAGAACCCUGGAAGAAAUUUUGUCAAAUCUGAAGCGAGUCCAGUGGUGGUCGACGGAACCUCCACUUACCAACGUGACAAACCAUUCUUACCUCAGACAGAUGACGUGCUGAAGAGAUCAUCUCCAAACCUGACUCCUGUCAAGGUUUCAGAUCCCCAAACACCUCAGUCUCCAGAGGACAUUCUUGCCCUCAAUGCGGCAGCUGUCAUCGCCAGUAUCAAACAGCUCAGCAGUCAGAGGAAGAAAACAAAUCUGAUCAGUUCUGAGAGGGACUCCAACGCAUCGCCCAGGGGAAAUAUUGGUAUCAUUGCUCCCACAUUCCCUCAGAAGUCCCAUUAACUAAA